Messenger RNA from Pieris brassicae (large cabbage white), 2938 nucleotides. RefSeq names its product polyribonucleotide nucleotidyltransferase 1, mitochondrial (gene PNPase). Gene Ontology annotation, cellular component: mitochondrion; cytosol. Gene Ontology annotation, molecular function: RNA binding; polyribonucleotide nucleotidyltransferase activity; 3'-5'-RNA exonuclease activity. Gene Ontology annotation, biological process: mitochondrial RNA 3'-end processing; mitochondrial mRNA catabolic process. The coding region runs from base 194 to 2446 and encodes 750 amino acids. Lineage: Eukaryota; Metazoa; Arthropoda; Insecta; Lepidoptera; Pieridae. The record is from RefSeq and is a predicted model, not a curated record. The transcript is spliced from 14 exons.
CAAAAAUUAGUUCAACUAUUUUUCUAAACUAAAACUAUUUGGUACUAAGUUUUAGAAUUAUUUUUUAAUAAUUAAAACAAUACUAACUCUUACAAUUGCCAAAUACUAUCCAAAUUAUUACAUAAUUUAACAAGUAGGUGGUGCGUUAUCCUUCUUUAUUCAAAUCAAUGCUACAAAAUUACUUGCGGCAUAAAUGGUUAUAAUGUUGCUUAAACAUCGCUUACUUUUAUCAAAAAUUCGGAUUAAUAAGAAAUAUAGAAAACAAUUUUCGACCCAAACGAAUGUUGCUGAAAUUGAAGUUCCGUUUUCUAAUGGAACACAACUCAAACUAUCAUCGGGUCGCUAUGCAAGAUUUGCAGAUGGAGCAUGUGUUGCAACACUGGGGAACACUAGUGUUCUUUCCACAGUUGUAUCAAAAGCUAAACAAAGCUCUGCAUCAUUUCUGCCCCUUGUAGUUGACUAUAGACAGAAGGCUGCAGCAGCUGGCCGUAUACCAACUAACUUUUUAAGAAAAGAAUUAGGUCCAACAGAACGUGAAAUUUUGACCUCACGAUUGAUAGACAGGUCUCUGAGACCACUUUUCCCUCAAAAUUACUACUAUGAUACACAAAUAGUAUGUAAUAUGUUAGCAGUGGAUGGAACAAAUUUGCCAGAAACAACAGCAAUCAAUGCAGCAAGUGCUGCCCUGGCAUUGUCAGAUGUACCUUGGAGUGGACCAGUGGGUGCUGUUAGACUAGGACAAAUAGACAAUGAAAUAAUUGUUAAUCCAACUAGACGGGAAUUAGAACAGUCCAGUUUGAAUCUGGUGGUGACAGCGGCUGCCACCAAUCUGGUUGUUAUGUUGGAAGGCAAUGCUAAGGAUAUUUUACAGCAGGAUCUUCUCAAAGCCAUCAAAUUAGGUACAAAAGAAGUUCAACAUAUAGUGCGAAGUAUAGAAAAAUUACAGAAGGAUCAUGGAAAGACAAAACGUGAAUUUGAAGUCCCAAAUCAAAUAAACCAGAGCGUAAUUGACUCAAUAAAGACUCUGUCUAAUAUGAAAAUUAGGGAAAUAUUGAGCGAUUUUAGCCACGACAAAAUAUCCCGCGACAACGCAGUAUCAGAUCUACGACAAAUAGUUUUGAACCAACUCCGGGACACUGAGGUGGAUGUUGGCAAACUCCAAGAAUGUUUUAAUAGCAAUUUGAAGCAGAUAUUUAGGGAUCUUAUUUUCGAGACUGAAGUACGUUGCGAUGGAAGGACGUUCGAUGAAUUGAGGAAUAUUUCUUGUGAGGUAUCCCUGUACGAGCCUUUGCACGGCAGUGCGUUAUUCCAACGUGGUCAGACGCAAGUGUUAUGUACUGUUGCAUUUGAUUCCCCAGAAAGUGCUUUAAAAAUGGACCCACUCACAAUGAUCACUAGUGGUAUUAAAGAAAAGAGUUUCUUCCUUCACUACGAGUUUCCGUCAUACGCAACGGGUGAGGUUGGGCGUACCGGUCCAGCGGGAAGACGAGAAAUGGGGCACGGGGCGCUCGCAGAGCGGGGCCUAUUACCGGUUGUGCCCCAGCAUCCUUGUACCGUGAGGCUUACGGCUGAAGUACUUGAAUCAAAUGGUUCCUCGUCAAUGGCGUCUGUGUGUGCUGGUUCACUCGCUCUUUUAGAUGCAGGUGUAGAACUGCUCUCACCAGCCGCAGGUGUGGCUAUAGGCCUCGUUUCAAAGCCAGACGAAAAAGGGAACAUCGGGGAUUAUAGGAUACUCACUGAUUUGUUAGGUAUAGAAGAUUAUAUGGGUGAUAUGGAUUUCAAAGUGGCGGGAACGAAGAAGGGAAUUACCGCUGUGCAAGCGGAUAUCAAGAUAGCAGGACUUCCACUUAAGGUAGUCAUGGAGUCAAUACAAAAGGCUUGCGAUGCCAAAAGCAAAAUUAUCGAUAUUAUGAAUAAGUGCAUUGAUAAGCCGAGUCAAAAAAACAAAGAGAACAUGCCAGUUAUGGAAGAAUUGGAAGUAGAUGCCCACAAGCGAUCUAAAUUACUUGGUAUAGGCGGUAUUAAUCUCAAGAAAUUAUAUGUGGAGACUGGUGUGCAGAUUAGCCCAAUAGACGAGUGCAAAUACAGCGUGUUCGCGCCCUCUCAAGCGGCCAUGGACGAAGCGAGAGUUCGCAUCAACAACUGGGUCAGCGCUGAGAGGACCCCAGAACUUGAGUUUGGGGCUAUUUACACAGCUAAGGUGGUAGAAGUACGUGAAAUCGGCGUACUAGUGACUCUUUAUAGUGGAAUGUCGCCAGCAUUACUUCACAACACUCAGCUAGACCAUAGAAAGAUAAUGCAUCCAUCAGUACUAGGUUUAGACGUAGGUUCAGAAAUUCAAGUGAAAUACUUUGGACGGGAUCCGGUUUCAGGGCAUUUAAGACUAUCCCGGAAAGUUCUAACCUCACCGCCGCCCGGGAUUGUGCGAAAACUUGACAAAAGUUAAUUUGUGGGUAGACGUCUUCUACCCUCAUAAAGUUCCAAUAGAUAUUGGAUAUCCUAUUAUAAAUUGUUUAGUAUUAUUUUCAGCUUUUGGAUUACCAAAACUUUUCUACUGCCCCGAAAUGUGUGAAUCUUGUUUAUGUUAUUUCCGUACUGUACAUAAUUAUUAAAAAUAAAAACAUGUUAUUCGUUUUAAACUUUUAUUGCAAGAAAUAAUCUGUACAAUCUAUGAAAAAAUAUUGUAUCACAAAAGGACGUUAUGUCGAAGGCACUACAGUACAUUUGUCCGAGGGUUCUUAAACUACAAUGUUAUGUAUACAAUUACAAUUCAGUACAAUAAAUAACCCCUAAGACUUACAAGUGAUCAAAAAAUAAGGAAUCAACAAUACUCGACUACCCUCCGUAGUCCAACAAAACUAAAAUCCACAUAAUACUUGCAGUCUUUGAUUUCGUUGUGACUACCAGCAUUAAACAACAUUAAUAUCUAUUUACAAUA